CGCGCCUCCGUGCAGACGCCGCCUGCCGGGAUGGAGGCCGAGGCCCUGCCCGGCUUCUCUGCCACCUGCAAGGAUGAAGCGGAGACGCCCGCCUGCUCCACGGACUCGGACUGCAGCCCCACCACCUUCAACAGCGACCUGGACUCCCUGGCCAGCCCCCUGCUCGAGUCCGACCGCUUCUCCCUCUCCCCCUCCAGCAGCGACAGCUGGGGGGCACCCGUGGACCCCGGCUCCCCGCCCCCCCGCUCCCUCCCCGCUACCACCUCAAAGGGCCCCUCCAGGAAGCGGCCGCGGCUGGAAACGAGCACGCCCGUGCCGGCAGCCGUGAAGCAGGAGCCCGCGGCGCCCCCCACCCCGCGCCUGGCCGACCCCAGCUGCCUGCACAAGCUGCGGUACUUCCGGAGGAUGCCUGUGCACCACCUCCUGCGCGUGGCCAGGGACGAGGACGGCCGGGAGAGCUCGCUGUCCCGGCAGAGGACGAGGACGUGGCCCAUCCCGAGCCGGAAGCUGGACCUGGUGCGGACCACGAUGGAGGAGAGCUUCCCCGAGGGCACGCUGCAGUUCCUGACCGACUUCGUGACACCCCGGCACUACCCGCCCUGCAAGAUCACGACCUACCUGGUCCAGCAGAUCCUGCUGGGCCCGCACCACUGGGGGAUCCUCAAGGAUGCCUACACGCUGCUCAUGAAGAUCCAGACGCUCCAUCCAGCCAGCACCGCGACAGGCAUAGGCUGGGACUGGCCACUGCUCAGACACAUCAUGGAAGACGAGGUAGGGCCCAGCAUCCCUUCCCUCCAGGGCUUGGCUCUUGCUGGGGAGGGGAAGCAGCUGGCCGGCAGGGGGACAGGAAGAGGGUGGCUGCCUCCUGCCUCCUCGGGGCAGGGCAGGGUGGUGGGGUGCAGCCACGCUGGUGCCCUGGGCAGGCCCCCAAUCCCACUGUCCCAUCCCCCUCAGGAGAAGCCUCCCGGGCGCCUGCUGUUCCUGCAGUACGUGGUGCAGACGCUGGAGGACGAUGUCCAGCUGGGCCUGCGGCUGCAGCGCCCCUCCAUGACCAUCGCCAAGCAGGUGCUGUCCUGCGACCAGAGCUUCGGCAACAUCAACUCACAGGAGCAGCCCAUGUGGCCACCUUCAAAUCGCUCUGAGCUGUGCCCCCGCAGGGAGGUGAUCGGGUGGCUGGUGGCUGCCGUCACCGGCGUCGGAUUCUGCAGACCCCUGGAGCAGCAGAACGCAGCGCCUCCCGCCUCGGGUGCCUCCAGGCUCCAGCACAGCAGCCGCUCACCCACGCCGAGCCCCACGGAGCCGAGGGAGGACGUCCCGCCGGGGUUCCUGGCUGAGAAGGUGGUGCUACUGCUGCAGCGGCUGCUGUCCAUCGCGGUGGAGGUGGACCGCUCACCCAACUGCAGCGCCCGCAAGAUCGCCGACGCCAUCUUCCCCUCGGUGCUGAACAUCCCACUGCGGAGCCAGAGGGAAGCCUUACUCACCACCAUGGAGAGCCAGCUGCUGCGGUGCAAGUUGCUGGAGCUCCUGUUCCACCACAGCUGCGAGGUGCCCACAGCCCUGCCCCUGUCCCUGGCCAAGAUCCUGUAUUUCCUGAGCCACACUUCCCUGCUGCUUCAGUACGAGGACCAGGAAGCCACGUGGCAGAGAUGGGACGAGAUGCUGCAGCAUCUGAUCUCCCUGCUGGUGAGCUACCACAACGUGGUGCUAGAGCACCUGUGGAGCUCCCUGGGCGAGCGGAUGCAGCUGAUCACCUCUGCCCCCAGGCCCCAGCAGCAGGAAGGCGACGACAUCACCACACUGGAUGUCCAGCAGAGCAUCCAGGGCUUCUGCCAUCAGCUGCAGCAGAGCCUGGGGGCACCGCUGCCCACCUCCAUCACAGAGAAGGUGCACAUGCUCCAGGUACUGCUCCUCACUGCCAGCCGCUCCUGACAGGGCUUUGGACCCAAACGCUGCCAUGCGGCCGGAGCCCACCAUGCUGCUCCCUUCCUGGAGGGGCAGGGAAGGCACCUGAGCUCUGCCAGGCAUUGGACUCCCCCAAGCCGGCACAGCUCGGCUCUCACCAGCACUUUAUCUAUGGCUUUCAAUACAUACUGUUCCUGGUG
This is a messenger RNA of Alligator sinensis (Chinese alligator), 2102 nucleotides long. It is a transcript of the gene SIMC1, whose product is annotated as SUMO interacting motifs containing 1. The transcript has 8 exons. The record is from RefSeq and is a predicted model, not a curated record. Lineage: Eukaryota; Metazoa; Chordata; Crocodylia; Alligatoridae. Bases 31 to 1929 code for a protein of 632 amino acids.